This is a messenger RNA of Penicillium salamii, 759 nucleotides long. NCBI's taxonomy places the organism in Eukaryota, Fungi, Ascomycota, Eurotiomycetes, Eurotiales, Aspergillaceae. The record is from the annotation of a GenBank genome assembly.
AUGGACGACUCCGACAGACCGCUCAUCGCCAGUCUAGGAAGCUCUUUUGCUGCUGGUCCUGACAUUCCUCCUCAAAUUGAGCCCUUUGGCGCGUUGAGAUCAGGCCAGAAUUAUCCAAACCUUCUCGCAAUCCACCUAGACGCCAUUUUGACGGACCGGACUGUAUCCGGUGCAACAUUGCUUAAUAUAACUGUCGAAGAACAGCAUGCCUUUCCCGAUAUAUUCCCGCCGCAACUCGAAGGAUUACCCGAUUACACCGAUAUCGUCACCAUAACCGCUGGAGGGAAUGACAUCAACUACAUCGGCGGCAUAAUCUCAGAUGUCUGCGGCACAGAGUCCCCGUCGACGCCCCUAUCGCCCACUCAAUUGGAAGAGCGACUUGGUGAAGUCCUAGAUGAGAUCCACAAGCGUGCCCCGCGUGCCCAUGUCUUUCUUGUCGAGUAUCUUGCUGUUCUCGGUCCCGAUACCGAACCAAUGGUAGACGUUCCAUUGACCCAGGAGAGAAUUGAUUAUCACCGCAACGUUGCAUCCAUUCUGCAAAAUGCCUAUGUCGUUGCAGAGAAAAGCAGAUCUGAUUGGUGUGAAAGAGUUCCAAUUCACGAGCUUAGCCAAGGACAUGCUAUCGGUAGCAAGGAGCCUUGGGUGGGAUCAUUAGACAGCGGUCCGCUUCUUCAUCCGAAUCUGGCCGGGAUGAAAGUGAUAGCGGACAUCUUAAUCGAAAAAGCUGAGAAGCUCCUUUCGUCCAAAGCAUCGUCGUGA